Molecule: messenger RNA, 1205 nt
Organism: Westerdykella ornata
Lineage: Eukaryota; Fungi; Ascomycota; Dothideomycetes; Pleosporales; Sporormiaceae
Product: Ribokinase-like protein
Exons: 2
Coding region: 157-1194 (345 amino acids)
Source: RefSeq, a predicted model, not a curated record
AAGUGUAUCUGCUUCUGGAAUCCUUCCACACAGUGACCUGCACGUGUGCGUGUUCGAGAAAGACGAUGGAAAGCCAGAUGGCAGGGGGCACGAAUGGCAUCGAUUUCUGCACACUAGGCAUGUUUAUCAUCGGUCAGGGUCCUCCUCGAGCCUCCGAUGCUGGACAUUCACUCAGUAUCAAGUCCAGAUGAAAUCGAAUUUCCUCCUCCCAAACCUCCUGUCAAGGACAUCAUCGGCGGCGCAGGUUCCUACUCUGCGCUGGGAGCCCGAUUGUUUGCACCGCCCCCACGCUCCCGAGCAGUCGGUUGGAUUGUGGAUUGCGGCUCCGACUUUCCGAAGGAGCUUCGAGCGGCGAUUCACUCUUGGGACACGGGCGUCCUGAUACGCGAGACGCCGCAGAGAGUCACCACCCGUGGAUGGAAUGGCUACGGAGAGCACGAGCACAGAGCGUUCCGCUAUCUGACCCCAAAAUUGCGUCUCGAUCAUGAGGCGCUGGCUAACACACGGUUGCUCUGGUCCAAGUCUUUCCAUCUGAUCUGCUCACCUCUGCGCUGCAUUGACCUCGUGGAGAAUAUACUUGCAUUGCGCAAGAAAUCUCCGCCGGUGGGGUCCACACCCGACCCUUUGUUUAUCUGGGAGCCAGUACCAGACCUUUGCACGCCCGCGGAGUUUGAGAAUUGCUUGAAAGCGCUAAAGUGUGUGGACGUCGUUAGUCCUAAUCAUUCUGAACUGGGCGCCUUCUUCGGAGAAGACACAAACGGUGUCAACCAUGUCGAUUAUCGAUUGAUUGAGCGGCUGUGUGAUCAAUGGCUGGCAAGUGGGAUUGGUGUCAAUGGGAAAGGCGGUAUCGUGGUACGUGCUGGCAAGGAUGGAUGUCUUGUGGCGUGCCGGUCCUCUCGGAGAUGGAUACCUGCGUAUCAUCAGUCCGCAGACAAGGUGGUCGAUCCCACAGGAGGAGGGAAUGGUUUCCUAGGCGGUUUAGCAAUGGGCCUGGUUCGAGGUAGUGCCUCCCCUGGGGUCCAUAACCUCGAAGAAGCUGCCAUAUGGGGCUCAGUAUCGGCCAGUUUCGCCAUCGAACAAAUCGGUAUGCCGACACUAUCGCAGUCUCCGCAAGGCGAGUUGUGGAACAAUGUUCGUGUCGAAGAUAGACUCUUUGAAUUCAAGCAGCGGCUGGGAACAUAUAUACAGCCCUAGGUAUAAUCCCA